AUCCCUCUCGACUCGCCGUCCUGUACUGGCACUCGUGUCAACAAUGCGUUGCUGGACAAAUAAAGGGCAUUUGAACCCAAUGAGGAAGGAUGCAAACGACGAUCUUGUGACAAGCAAGCCGCCGCCAUGGGUUAACGACAGGCAUCUAUCUGCCUGUUCUCGAACAAAAAGAAAAGCUUCUUCUACAACACCCGUUUCGGAUGUUUCUCUGGUUAAACAGGACCGUUCAGAAUAAGUGGUAGAUGCGAUGUGUUCCCCGUCAGCCAGGUCCCUGCACUACCAGGUACUUCCGGGGCCUUCUUGGCACCUUAUCACGGCUUGCCACAUGUUUCCUCUUGGCUUCAAUUCGCUGCCGAGUCCCAAUUUCUCUGCACAUCAAUAUAUCGCUCACUUCCCGGUUCGUAUCCUCUCAAUUCGAGGCAUGAAUAGCACACGGAUUGCUUGUGACUUUUGCUGGCUGCUGCCCCGAGAGUUAGCUUCCCUUGCUGCAUUCAUUUCAGAACCUGGACCAAGGCCGGAGAUGGCAGUGCGAACAAACCUUGAUUGGGAUACCGAGUUGACAGCGGCUUGUCGCGUCUCAUCGGUUUCGACACCAACAUUCAGACCCUUGGCCUUCAACGCGCCCAUUCCCGUAUCUACACGGCUCACGACAGAAGGACCUAACAUGCUAGCUGCCUCGCGAAAUUUCAAAGAAGCGGUCAACCCAUAAGGGUGUCUGGGUGUGGCUCCGCGAAGGAGCACUCCUUGUGGCUUCUACUCCUCGAAGGCCAUUACCCGUGGAGCUUCAUCUUUCACGCAAGGAGAACCCAGCCAACGUGAACCCCUGGUUAGAGAAAUGAGUCGGCUAGGGGGGCAACAGGCCUGUCG
Molecule: messenger RNA, 867 nt
Organism: Colletotrichum navitas
Lineage: Eukaryota; Fungi; Ascomycota; Sordariomycetes; Glomerellales; Glomerellaceae
Exons: 4
Coding region: 248-709 (153 amino acids)
Source: RefSeq, a predicted model, not a curated record